Messenger RNA from Fukomys damarensis (Damara mole-rat), 1359 nucleotides. Its product is annotated as speedy protein E4-like. Gene Ontology annotation, molecular function: protein kinase binding. NCBI's taxonomy places the organism in Eukaryota, Metazoa, Chordata, Mammalia, Rodentia, Bathyergidae. The record is from RefSeq and is a predicted model, not a curated record. The transcript has 2 exons. Bases 1 to 1359 code for a protein of 452 amino acids. Gene Ontology annotation, biological process: positive regulation of cyclin-dependent protein serine/threonine kinase activity.
AUGGCAGGAGGGGCUUUGUCCCAGAGUUCGGACUCAUGGUAUGGAAAGGGCAGGCACAAAGUGACUGCUAGUGAUCCCAGCGGCUUCCACAGAGAAACGCACCAGCGGAAUGCAGCAGUGGACAUAGCGGACUGCAGCAGCUGGCUUCCAGUGGGACUCUACAGCCUUCCAUCCCAUCCUCCUACUUCAGCCUCCCAAGAACUGGAGUUACAGGCGUGUACUGCCAUGCCUGGCCCACUCAAGAAGUCUCCUGGACUACAAGGUGUCUGGAUAGCACCCCGCCUGCUGCCUCAGGUCUGUGCUCAGAAGUGGAAGAGAGAUGGGUCUUCAGAUUCUGAGGAUGAAUCGCAGGAGGACCUGGUGGGCCUCGUCACUGGAGUCCCUAGUCUAGCACCCUGCUUCCUGCCUCCAUUGCCUGUCCAGAAGAAGCAGAACGCCUCUCUUAAAGAUUUAGAAUCAGAGAUGCAGCAGGAGGAGAGACCCGGGGUCGGGGGCUCCGACACUGCCCUGAGGAGGAACCUCAGCCUCUCACCGCAGUCCUGUGGCCACAAAUGGAAGAGGGAGUGGCCACCAAAGGCUAAGGAAGAUGAGGAGAGGGGACAUCCCCAGUGCAUGGAUGUAGCCCUCAGGGAAGACAUCAGGCUCCCACCUCGCAAGAGGUGGAGAGAGUAUCUGUCCCUGUUGGAAAAGGAGCAGCAGGUACCACUGCUACCACUAGGCCCUGUGCCUCUGACCCACACAGGUGUUGUGGAGAAGCCUUAUGGCCUCAAGAGAAAGAUGAAGAGGAAGCACCUGUCCUCAGUACUGCCUGAGCACCACGAGGCCUUCGCCAGGCUGCUUGAGGACCCUGUCAUCAAAGGAUUCCUGGCCUGGGACGUAAACCUGAAGGCCUCUGACAAGAACCUCCUGGCCAUGGUUGUCGCCUACUUCAGCCGGGCCGGCCUCUUCCCCUGGCAGUACCAGAGGAUCCACUUCUUCCUGGCGCUCUACCUGGCCAAUGACAUGGAGGAGGACAACCAGGAGCCUAAAUUACACAUGUUCUUCUUCGUCUGCGGGAUGAAUUUCGACAAGAUCCCCCAGUUCCACAAGCUGCGCUACCAGUUCAUCCGCUGCAUGGACUGGAACCUCAGAGUGACCCCAGAGGAGUGUGAGGAGAUCCAAGCUUACGACCCUACACUCUGGGUGUGGGGCCGAGAUCGCACCCUCAUUCGGGGACCCUGGAGCCCUGAGGACAUCGGCCUCAAGAACAGCGGCCAGGGGAGCAGUAAAGCAGAAACACCACAGCGGACUCCCACAGCCAGCGAGCCCAUGGUAGGACCAUGGGGGAUGAGUCCUCCUCUGGGACCAAGUCUCCCAUGA